Hemibagrus wyckioides is the source of this 2335-nucleotide messenger RNA. RefSeq names its product ankyrin repeat and MYND domain-containing protein 2-like. Gene Ontology annotation, molecular function: protein binding. Gene Ontology annotation, biological process: regulation of smoothened signaling pathway. The coding region runs from base 133 to 1470 and encodes 445 amino acids. The transcript has 10 exons. NCBI's taxonomy places the organism in Eukaryota, Metazoa, Chordata, Actinopteri, Siluriformes, Bagridae. The record is from RefSeq and is a predicted model, not a curated record.
CUUUUCUUCCAUGGCUACAGUGUUAUAAAUUGAGAGUUCUUGUAUAUAUACCGUUACAUUACAGUGAAUAAAUAAAGGUGUUUUUACGGUAAAAUAUAUAUUUUUUUAAAAAUCAUACGCAUUAACAUUACAAUGACAACUCAAGAGAACACAGCCACAACGAAGAGAGGUGAUUUAACAUCUGCUGAAAGAGAGAUGCUACAGGUUGCUGCUGCAGGGGAUGUGCAAGAGGCCACUCGGCUUCUCAACAGUAAAGAAGUACGGGUUAACUGUCUGGAUGAGAAUGGCAUGACACCCCUCAUGCAUGCAGCUUACAAAGGGCAAGCAGACUUAUGUAGGCUAUUGCUGCAGCAUGGAGCUGAUGUCAACUGUAAUGAGCAUGAGUACGGCUAUACUGCUCUCAUGUUCGCCAGCCUUUCAGGCAAUGCUGAAAUUACAUGGAUGAUGCUGGACGCUGGGGCAGAGACAGACCUGGUCAACUCUGUGGGACGGACAGCAGCACAAAUGGCAGCUUUUGUAGGCCAGCAUGACUGUGUGACCGUGAUCAAUAACUUCUUCUCACGAACAAGAUUAGAAUACUACACCAGACCACAGGGCUUAGAGAAAGAACCCAUACUUCCUCCAAAACUGGCAGGACCUUUACAUAAAAUCAUCAUGACCACCAACCUUAACCCAGUCAAGAUGGUGAUGAUGGUGAAAGAAAACCCGCUCCUAGUAGAUGUCGUAGCUCUAGAGAAGUGUUACCGAGUGAUGGAUCUGCUGUGUGAGCAGUGCGUGAAGCAGCAGGACAUGAAUGAAGUGCUGGCUAUGAAGAUGCACUACAUCAGCUGUGUGUUACAAAAGUGCCUGGCCUUCUUACAGGAGCGUGAUGACAAACUAGACGCUCUCCUCAAGAGUCUUUUAAAAGGCCGGGAUGGUGAUGGCUUUCCUCAGUACCAGGAGAAAUUUAUUCGUGACUGUAUCCGGAAGUUUCCUUACUGUGAGGCGACUCUGUUGCACCAGCUGGUCGAAAACAUAGCUCCUGUGGAAAUUGGGAACUCCCCAACAGCCUUCUCAGUUCUUACUCAGGCAUUGACGGGUCAGAUGGCUCUAAUGGACACUGAGUUUUGUGCUACAUGCGGAGAGAGAGGAGCUGAUAAGAAGUGUUCAUUCUGCGAAAUGGUUGUCUAUUGUGGGCAGGCUUGUCAGAGGCUGCACUGGUUCACACAUAAGAAAGUGUGUAAGGCCCUGCAGCGACAGAGAGAAUUUCAAAGUAAAGAUUCUGCCAGUGUGAGAGAAAUCCCUGGAAAUGCUGACGGUCAUGAUGUGAUGGAAGGAAAUUGCAGCUCAUUGCUUGGUCUCUGUUUGGGUUUUGCGGAACUUGGACAUUCACAUGCUUUUUCUGAGAACUACCCUGACCCUUCAAAUGCUGUUGCAGAGGCCAUGUCUGGCUGCCAGGACUGGGGAAGGGAAGGCCAUCCGUCUUCCUGACUGUUAACACUCUGCUCAUUCACUAUACAUUUUAACCCAGCAGAACACAACCAGAACCCUUACUGACAGGGAAGCAAUCAGUCCUACAUAGAACCUAGAGUGAUAACAAAAGCCCAAAAAUAGUCCCAAAAAUUGUUGGGAUUCUUCCUAAAAGUAUUGUACUUGAAAUAAUUUCUAAAAGGGAAAUCCUCUGUUGUAGGGCUCUACACAGAACAUUUAAGAGUUCCCCUUAGAGCUUUUAGGGUGAUGGGUACAGUGUAAAUAUACUACCAGUCAAAAUGUUCGGACACAUGGGAUUAAAUGUAGAUUUUUCAUUGUCUUAAUGGCAAUUUGAUAAAAAAGCAUAUGGUUAAAAUUUGUUUCUGGACAUCUGUAACGAAGGUAACAUGCAUUUAUAAGUUUAAUUAUGAAUCAAAUUGUUUUAAUUUAAAAAAAAGUAAUAAUUUCCCCAAAGAAACGCUUUCAUAUUAAAUUUUGGAGAAGCAAUGAGGAGCUUGGCUUAUUUGAGAAAGCCUUCUGGAUGAAGCUCUCUGAUAAAGCUGGCUGAAAAUAAAUAGUUCAAAUCUUCAUCAUGAAUGCUGUAUUUAUAUAGUACAAAUACUUUAAUUUGCUCAGCAGUCUUGGUAAUUCUACAAUUCCAUACGUUACUCUACAAUGUUUAUUUUCUAAUAUGGUAGUAUUAUGAAGAAAAUGUUUUGACUGGAAGUGUGCUUCUGCACUGGCAUAAGGGCUUACUUAUAUACUUACUUUGCAGAACAACUCUUUUCUCUCUCUUAUACCUCCCGCUUGAACAGUUUUUAUGUUUAUUUCUGUUUAUUUAUUUAUAAUUAAUUUCAUUCUUGUCAUUUUGUUAAGAUUGUUCACA